AUGCCGUCUGCGUCUUCUCCUAUCUCGUAUCCUCAAAGCUCCUCGCCACCGGUGGCCAAACGCCCACGCCAUGCGAAGCCAGCAGACGUGCGAAAGCCGAAGACCAUCAGUGGUUUCUUGAUUGAGGAGGACUCAGAUGAGGAUGAUUUCGUACGGGAAGAACCUGCGCCGAAACGGAGGAUGUUAGAGGGCUCCCGGUCUCAAUCUCCGGAAGAACCAGUAACCGAAAGCAAUAAAGUCGGAGCAGAUGUGGAACAGCAGCUUCCAAAGCCUAGCAAAAGCCUUGGGGAAGUGCUGAACGACAUAUCCAAAUCUAUUCCAGCUAUUAUCUCCGCUUCUAUCUCCGCUUCUAUCCACGAUGAUGGUGAGGCAGUCGAUCCUGUGGCAAUGCCUUUCUUUCUUAGUAAGAGCCUUAUGAAAACCGCCAACGUAGUAACCUGCUCUGGAAGUACGACAUCGAUUCAGCAACGAAAGAAAGCUGCUCCUGUUCCUUUUGAGCAACUGGCUGCAGCUAGGUCAACUACAAAAGCUGGAAGGGCAAAGAAGAGUUACUACGGAAUCGAUAUCCAUUCGUUGAUUGACGAAGCAAAUAAAGAGACCGCAGACAAGGCCAAGAGAGCCCAAAGUGCGGAGCAGCCGAUACCGUCGGUGGAGAAUAUUGGAAACACUGCCAAACCACGAAGAACCCUUAUGUGGACGGAGAAAUACCGAGCCAGGCACUUUAUGGAGCUGGUUGGGGAUGAUCGUACACACCGACAGGUUCUACGAUGGCUGAAGGCUUGGGAUCCUCUUGUUUUUCCGAAGUCAGGCAAGACAAAACCUGUGGUCACUAAACGGCCUGGUGCAGAAGCAGAAGAAGAGAAACCUCAUAGAAAGAUAUUGCUCUUGACCGGGCCUCCUGGUCUUGGCAAAACUACCCUGGCACACGUCUGCGCAAGACAAGCAGGCUACGAAGUUAUGGAAAUUAAUGCAAGUGACGAACGAAGUCGAGACGUCGUGAAAGGACGGAUACGGACCAGCGUUGGCACGGAGAGUGUCAAGACUGGGUCAACGAUAACAACGAAAUCUGGGCAAGUGAAAAAAAAUGCCCAUCCCUUGUGUGUGGUUGUGGAUGAAGUAGACGGGGUGGUUGGGGGUUCUGGUGGCUCCGGAGAAGGUGGUUUCAUCAAAGCUCUGAUUGACCUUAUCCUCCUGGACCAGAAGAAUUCUGCUACGGUUGGCCCUACCCAAACCCGGAAAAAGAAGAAAGGAGAUGAUUUCAAACUGAUGCGACCUCUGAUACUUAUCUGCAACGAUGUGUAUCAUCCAUCUCUCAGACCUCUGCGUCAAUCCAACUAUGCAGAAAUCAUCCAUGUUCGGAAGCCCCCUCUGGAUGCAGUUAUCACACGUAUGAAGUCUGUCUUUGAGAAAGAAGGAGUCUCAUGCGACAGCGACGCUGUUCGGAGGCUGUGCGAAGCUACCUGGGGAGUCAAUGCCUCGGAAUCUCGGAAGGGUAGAGAAGGGAACGGAGAAGGCGAUCUCAGGGGUAUCAUGGUGGUGGGAGAGUGGGCCGCAGGGAAACUGAAGGCUUCCACGAAAGAUGGCACUGCACGCUUGACGCGAAAAUGGGUUGAACAAAACAUGAUGGCUGAUCUCUCACAUGGGGGAGGCGGUGCUCGAGGGGUCGGACGGGGAGGUGCCAAAGAAGUCGUGAAUCGAGUCUUCUUGGAAGGAGCUGGUUUUCCGAAAACAGGAAUUGUCAAUCCGGUCCCCGAUAUCACGGAUGAUCAACCGAAGACUCAGUUGGGUGUUGCUGAGUUGGCGAAGAAGGCUGGAAUGUCCAGACUGAGAGAGAUGGUCGACACGAGUGGGGAUAUCGAUCGCAUUGUAACCGAGAUCUUCAGCCAGUAUCCCAGCCAACCCUUCAACGAUGACUCGAUAUUAUCAAAGCCCGACGCAGCAUACGAAUGGCUACAUUUCCACGAUACAUGCUCGCAUCGAGUUUUCACAAACCAAGAUUUCGAAUUAGCACCAUACCUGAGCCAACCCGUCCUUGCAUGUCACCACCUUUUCUCAUCGCCUGCUCGACACUACUUUGGUGGACCAAACGAACAGACGAAGUGGGGAGAGGAAGAAGAAGCGGAAGAUCCGCUUCCAUUUACAGGACCCAGAGCGGAUUAUGAAGCCCACGAGGCGGAAAAGUCGAAACGGGCAACCAUUCUCGCUCUGCAGGCGAGCCUGAAUGCUACCUUACUGAGGAGUUUCAGAAGCCCUGAAGAUAUCGCCACAGACUUGCUGCCGUAUCUAGUCAGAAUGCUCACUCCUGAGAUCAAACCCAUUAUUGUUGGUGGGAGUGGUGAUCAGAGAGGAAUUGCGAGUGUGAGAAAAGAAGCCGAGAAGGCGAUGGUCAAAAGGUCCGUAGAUGUUAUGGGGGCUGUCGGUGUCAUAUUUGAGCGUGGUAAGCUCGAAGCAGAAUUCGGAAGCAGAACGACGCAAUGGGUGUACCGAAUGGAGCCACCACUGGAUACACUGGUCACAUUUGAGACUGCUUUAUCUUCUGAGGGGGCGCCUGCUCCAGUGCGAUAUGCCGUCCGCCAAGUACUGGACCAAGAAUACCAGAAAAACAUCAUCGUUCGCGAGAAUGCAGCUAGGCAGGCGCGCUACAAGGCCGGAAAUCCCGAAGACGACAUCGAGUUUUCGAUAUUGAACAAAGAUAAUAAAGGACACCAUGCACAGGAGCGAGUUCUAGGAGCGAAGAAAGACUUCUUUGGAAGAGUCGUCAGAGAGGAAGUCAUGCCUCUCGGAGAGAUCGAUGGUAAUGCUCGAGCAGAGGGAAACCUGGGCAAGAAGCAGGAUAGUAAGGACGACAAUAAGGUUUGGGUGAGUUUUCAUGAAGGAUUCUCGAAUGCUGUCAGGAAGCCGAUCACCAUUGAAGAGCUAUUGAGAGGACUGUGA
Hyaloscypha bicolor E is the source of this 2934-nucleotide messenger RNA. RefSeq names its product chromosome transmission fidelity protein-like protein 18. Gene Ontology annotation, cellular component: nucleus. The coding region runs from base 1 to 2934 and encodes 977 amino acids. Lineage: Eukaryota; Fungi; Ascomycota; Leotiomycetes; Helotiales; Hyaloscyphaceae. Gene Ontology annotation, molecular function: ATP hydrolysis activity; DNA binding; ATP binding. The record is from RefSeq and is a predicted model, not a curated record. The transcript has 2 exons.